Didymosphaeria variabile is the source of this 888-nucleotide messenger RNA. RefSeq lists its product as uncharacterized. NCBI's taxonomy places the organism in Eukaryota, Fungi, Ascomycota, Dothideomycetes, Pleosporales, Didymosphaeriaceae. Gene Ontology annotation, molecular function: oxidoreductase activity, acting on the CH-CH group of donors, NAD or NADP as acceptor. The record is from RefSeq and is a predicted model, not a curated record. The coding region runs from base 1 to 888 and encodes 295 amino acids. The transcript has 2 exons.
AUGUCAUCCAUGCCCUCCUACACAUCAAUCCACCUAGCCGAACGGCCCAAGGACCAGAUCGUCCCCGGGAAAACCUUCACCGCAAAGCAACACCCCAUCCCCAGCGCCUCCAGUCUCAAAGAUGGCGAAGUCCUCUUCCAAACCCUGUACUUGUCCCUCGACCCCGCGAUGCGCGGCUGGCUCAACGACACCCGCUCGUACGUGCCGCCUGUCAAGAUCGGCGAGGUAAUGCGCGGCGCAGCAAUUGGCAUCGUCCUCGCGUCCAAGUCGCAAAAGUUUCCGGUCGGAACCUAUGCGAGUGGCACCGUAGGCUGGACUGAGUACGUCGUUGUGAAAGAAAAGCAGCUACAGGCUCUGGACCUUCCGGAGGGUGCGGUACCGACGGAUGCGCUGAGUGUGCUUGGUAUGACCGGGUUGACGGCGUAUUUUGGUAUUCUGGAUGUGGGUCAGGUAAAGCAGGGGGAUUUUGUUGUGGUUUCGGGUGCUGCAGGCGCGACAGGCAGUGUAGUCGGUCAGAUUGCGAAGAUCAAGGGGGCGACGGUAUUGGGGCUUGCUGGUGGCGAUGAUAAGGUGAAGUGGUUGAAGGAGGAGUUGGGUUUCGACUAUGCGUUGAACUACAAGGAUCCCGAGUUUGCGAAGAAGUUCAGAGAGGCGACAAAAGGACUGAUCGAUGUUUAUUUUGACAAUGGUAAGUGCAGGGUAAAUUCUGGGCUUGAAUUGGCAACUAACGGUGACAGUUGGUGGAGAGAUCCUCGAUAUGGCUCUCGCCAGAGCAAAGCCACAUGCAAGGUUCGUCAUGUGUGGUGCUAUCAGUCAGUACAACAAGGCCAAGGCACAAGGACCAAAGGUGAGUGGGCAAGCAUCUUCUCUGUUUUAACUUUACGCUGA